AUGAAUUACGACAAGCAGUAUUCGUACCAAAACAACCACCAGUCCUACCAAAACAAUACCUACCAACCUCACCAAAACAACACUUAUCAACCUUACCAAAGCAACACCUACCAGCCUUACCAGAACAACACCUAUCAACCCCCGGCGUAUCAUCCUGGCAACAAUGUGGAGUUGCCCAUGUAUGAAACGCCAACAUUCAACGACUCGACAAGGAACUCCAAAGCGCUAGUUGGGGCAACAUCGAGGUUCCCCCCCACAUUUAACUGCUACGGACAGUGGAAGUGGAAGCAAACCUACCACCUCGGUCCUUCGUCGGAGGAGAAACAGUUUACCAUCACUUUCGAUUCGAAGCUCUUUACUAGGAAGCAAUCACUCUUUCUCCACCAUGGCGAUAGUGACAAGGCACCAAUCAUAGCUACGGCGAGCCGGAGCGGAUCCGGAUGGGUCGAUCGUGCCACGGUAACACUCCACGGGCAGCGCGGAAACGAUCAAGACGUCGAGUUCACAAGGCCAGAGGGAGCUGGCUUCCGACAGAGUGAAGUCCGCGCAUUCCACUGCAGAGUCAACAAGGACUACGUGGAGGAGUUCCAGUGGAGGACUUCGCACGGAAAUGAAAUCAAGGAACUUGCCGGUCACUCAUCGGGAUGGAAGUUGGUGCGCAUGUCGAGGCCAUCCCCUGUUGGCGGACGUUCGAAGAACCCGGAAAUGGGAUUUUCCAGCGAUGGACAGGAGGUCGUGGCAGUUGUGGCCCACAACAUGUCAUGGAGCAUGACCAAGGGAUACAAGUUUGCAUUCAUGGGAAGUGGCCUGACAGGAACUCUCGGGGAGGACUUUGAGACGCUGGCUGCCAUUACCGGAUUCUGGCUAUGGUGGCAACAGGUCACCAAGACCGGCACCACUUCCAGCACAGUGGCUGCGGUCUCUGCAUAA
Molecule: messenger RNA, 930 nt
Organism: Colletotrichum truncatum
Lineage: Eukaryota; Fungi; Ascomycota; Sordariomycetes; Glomerellales; Glomerellaceae
Source: RefSeq, a predicted model, not a curated record